Messenger RNA from Hibiscus syriacus, 2591 nucleotides. Its product is annotated as probable inactive DNA (cytosine-5)-methyltransferase DRM3. Lineage: Eukaryota; Viridiplantae; Streptophyta; Magnoliopsida; Malvales; Malvaceae. The record is from RefSeq and is a predicted model, not a curated record. Gene Ontology annotation, cellular component: nucleus.
UCAUCUCCCUCCUCAAGCCGCUCUUCUUUCCCCCGGCCAUCGGCUCAGCUACAGUGGAACUCAACCUCAUCACAUCACUCAUCUUUUACUUCUGCUUUGUUUUUUUUCUGUCGCUCAAUCCCACUUUUUAUCCCCUUCAAUUGUGUUUAGUCCGGUGACCGAUCGGAUAAAAAAAUUGAAGUUUUUAAAUUUUAUUUUCUUCAAAAAAGGGGAAAUUUCGAGACACGCAUGGUUUUUUUGCAUUGCAUAAACAUGACUGUUUUGCACUCUUUUUCCCCUAUUGAUUUUGAAGCUGAUCUGCUACUGCAUGUAUUUCUCAGCAGCAUUUAAUCAGUACCCAGAAUUCUAUUUUGCUUAAAGAUCCUUCGACAUGUCGAGAUAUAUAAAUGGGAAAGGUUCCUCCAACCAGGAAGGGAAAAAGCAGCCAAUAGUGCCGAAGCCUGAAAUGUUGGAUUUUGAUUUCGCUGAGGAUGCACUCAUUUCUCAACAUGUUGGGGACAAUGUUGCAUGUUCAUCGGGAAGCAAUGUGAGAUCAUUUUUCAUUGGGAUGGGAUUUUCACCAUCUCUCGUUGACAAAGUCAUUGAAGAAAAGGGUGAAGAUGAUGCUGACUUGUUACUGGAGACUCUUACUGAAUAUUCUGACGUUCAAAAGGAAAAUUCUCAGACAUCAGGCCAUCUCAAUAACUCGUUUGUUGGCGAGGACGAAGGAAGUUAUCCCCAGAUUUACAAUUAUAUUCAACCAAAAGAUGAGCCAGAUGUAUUUGAUGAUGAAGAUCUUAUUGACAAAAGAUCAUCUUUACUGAUGACAUUUUCUGUAGAUGAAGUCGAGUUUGCAUUGGAUAAGCUUGGUGAAGAUUCUCCCAUAAAUGAAUUAGUGGACUUCAUUUCCGCUGCUCAAAUAGCAGAAGAACUUGAGGAGGAAUCAGAAGAUUCACUCGGCUGUGGGGAAGAAAACGACCAAAAUGAUACUAAUGAAAUUUUGUUUGGGACAAUGGAGAAGACACUUUCUUUGCUUGAUAUGGGUUUCUCCGAGAACGAGGUUUCAAUUGCGAUUGAAAAGUUCGGUUCCGAUGUUCCAAUUACAGAACUUGCAGAUGCCAUGUUCACUGGUCAUCUUUCUCGUAGCUAUGUCGAAAGUAAAAAGUUAAAGUUGGCAGCUUCAGGCCGUGGGUUGAUGCAUAAUGUGGAUGAUAAAGCAGAAAUUAAAACCGAGGAUUGCAGUUCCGCUGCUGUUCCUCAGUCGGGAAAUAUCAACCUUGGGGAAUCUUCUUCAAACGGGAAAAGACCGAAAGAAGAGAGUCUGGAUGAUGUCCCGGUUCCUAAUCCUCCGAAGAAGCAAUCUCUUAAUGAGAAAAAACGCGAAGGGAAGAGACCGAAGCAAGCCUUUGUAGAUAAUGCAAGUCCUUUCGUUGAUCCAGCAUGGCUUGAAGAGAAAAUAGGCCCUGAUUUUACCCCUAGUUUCGAGAUACCCAGAACUUUCAAAUCCAAUUCGUGCAAGACUGUGAACAAGGCAGUAGCGAAAGCGCCGUAUUUCCUGUAUGGAAAUGUUGUCAACUUGCCUUAUGAUGGUUGGAUCAAGAUUUCACAGUUCUUGUACGGGAUCGAGCCUGAAUUCGUGAAUACUCGGUCCUUUUCGGCUUUUAAUAGGAACGAAGGCUAUGUACAUAAUCUUCCAGCCGAAAACAGGCUUCACAUCCUUCCAAGGUCACCGCUGACAAUACAGGAUGCGAUACCGCAUAUAAAGAAGUGGUGGCCAUCUUGGGAUACAAGGAAACAACUGAAUUGCAUGGGGUCUGAAGUUCUCGGAGCGUCUACGUUGUGCGAUAGGCUUGGGGGCAUAUUAUCCAGUUCUCGAGGAAUACUCACAGCGGAGCAGGAGAAACAUAUUCUUCGUGAAUGCCAAAAAUCGAAUCUCAUUUGGAUCGGUCUAUACAAGCUUUGCCUCGCGCAGCCUGAACAUUGGGAACGCAUACUUGGCUACCCGUCGAACCACACUCAAGCUUUGGAGAAUGACUUGACUCGAAGGCUACACCUACUCCAGGAAUCUUUCCAAACCGACACCUUGGGUUAUCAUCUCUCCGUAUUGAAGCCAAUGUAUCCCGGAGGGUUAACGAUGUUAUCUGUUUUCAGUGGCAUCGGUGGAGCUGCAGUCGCUUUACAUCGGCUCGGCAUCCGCUUGAAAGGCCUUGUGGCGGUAGAGACUUCAGAAGUAAGAAAAAGGAUUCUUCAGAGCUGGUGGCAAAAGACGGGACAAACCGGGGAGUUGGUGAUCAUAGAAGACAUCCAAAAGCUAACGAGUAAAAGACUGGAGAGCCUGUUAGAUAAGCUCGGAGGUAUCGACCUGAUAAUCUGUCAAAACUCGAACGUGAAAAGUAUGAAUGAAGAUACUUUACCAGGUUUCGACUUCUCGAUGUUUAACGAAUUUGUUCGUGUAUUGCAACGUGUAAGAAGUAUGAUGCAACGGAGGAGCGGCGGUAGUAGUACCGCGGCUAACUCCGAUGUCUGAUCCUAUGUACUUGUUAUAAUCUUAAAAUGUAAUUGUUAACAUCUUGAUGCAAUCAUGAGUUCUAUAUAUGUAUCGGUAAUGCGUG